Molecule: messenger RNA, 360 nt
Organism: Eruca vesicaria subsp. sativa (arugula)
Lineage: Eukaryota; Viridiplantae; Streptophyta; Magnoliopsida; Brassicales; Brassicaceae
Source: the annotation of a GenBank genome assembly
AUGUCUCGAAGGAUUUCGGAUGACACCUUGCCUUCCAUUUUUAACCGCGAAAAUGUCCGUAAUUUUCGUGGUGAGAACAUUCCGGAAGGUGAAUUUGUGGCGGAUCCAGUUGAUGCGAUUCAGGCUGAGGAGUACUGGAUUCCUAUGUGUACCAGGAGGAUCCCUCACCUCGAACCAUGGAUCCCUACGAGACCUACUGCCAAAAGGACCAGGGGAAGGCCAAGUCGAUGUACCUUCCCAUUCCUUGAUACCGUGCGGAGUUGGACCGGCCUUCGGUUGCUGCGUCGUGUCUCCCUUUGUUUAGGCGGUUGUGGGGAAUAUGAGUUUUCAAUCCUAUUCCUCCGUUACCUGAAGACUUGA